Pseudogymnoascus verrucosus is the source of this 2298-nucleotide messenger RNA. RefSeq lists its product as uncharacterized. Bases 409 to 2298 code for a protein of 629 amino acids. The record is from RefSeq and is a predicted model, not a curated record. Lineage: Eukaryota; Fungi; Ascomycota; Leotiomycetes; Thelebolales; Thelebolaceae. The transcript has 3 exons. Gene Ontology annotation, molecular function: long-chain fatty acid-CoA ligase activity; long-chain fatty acid transmembrane transporter activity.
CUCAUGCUCUAACUUCCCAACUUUCCAUGGACCUCGGGGUGGGCGGAGCCAAUCUAUCUUCCUUACUACUGUAAGCUCAACAUAUUCCUCUAUAGCACGACCUGGCCCCAGGCCUUUCUUUGGUCUUUGAGCGAUGCGCUGGUACAGGUAGUUUAUAUAUCUCAUAUACAUAUACCAGGAAGUACAGUACAUUUAUAUUUUUUAUACGGAGAGGUGCUGAUCUUUGUUUGUUUCAACACCGCUACUCUUUAUUAUUUAUCAUUAUCCUCACAUACCUCUCACUCUCAGCCUUGGUCUUUGGUUUGGGAUACAACAUCAUACGGUCCUCCUCGAACUUUCACCCGCCGUGGUAGCCUCGUCCUUUCACAUCACUUCAAGAUCAUUUCAUCCUCUUGAACCUCUAUCGCCAUGCCUGCUCCCCUCUCCGUGGCCGUCCCAGCUGCUGCUGCGGCCCUUGCCUACAUAAAUGCCAAAGGCAACGUCGGCUACGAUUACCAUAUGGUCUCAUCCUUCCUCUCCGCCGUCUUCCGCGGCAAGUGGCGUCAGUUUAAGGGCCGCCUUUCGCUCUUCUAUAUCCUCGAGGAAGCUGCGCUCAACCCCAAGACCGCCAAUAAUGUCUACCUCAUCUUCGAAGGACGGCAAUGGACCUACAAGCAAUUUUACGGUAUGGCGCUCAAGUACGGAACAUGGCUGAAGGAGCAUCACGGCGUCAAGGCGAAGGAGAUUGUGGCCAUGGAGUUUGGCAACUCGGAGAAGUUCAUGUUCAUGUGGUUCGGUCUGUGGGCUAUCGGCGCCCGGCCUGCCUUCUUGAAUUACAAUUUGACCGGCAAGGCGCUGGCGCAUUGCGUCAAGGUUUCGACAGCGAGACUGGUCGUCGUCGACCCGCAAUUCUCCAACAACAUCACAGAUGAUCUCAAGAGCGACCUCCCGGGCGUCGAGUUUGUCAUUUUCUCGCCCGACGUCGAGGCCAAGGCAGAAUGCAUUGAGCCCAUUCGCUCUCCAGACGAGGACCGCUUUGAGGAUAAGCAACAAAACAUGGCCAUUCUCAUCUACACAUCCGGUACCACCGGCCUCCCGAAACCAGCAAUUGUCAGUUGGAUCAAGUGCAUUGUCUCGUCUGCCUUCCCAGGCAAGUGGCUGAGCCUCAAGCACCCCGACAUCUUCUACACAUCCAUGCCUCUAUACCAUUCCUCCGCAGCUCUCCUCGGCACGCUGAACGUUAUGGGCAGUGGUGCCACUGUCUGCAUCGGCCGCAAAUUCAGCACAAAACUCUUCUGGCCUGAAGUCCGCGCUUGCAACGCUACCGUCAUCCAAUACGUCGGCGAGACAUGCCGCUAUCUCCUCGCCGCACCACCGCAGGUCGACCCAGUGACGGGGGAGAACCUCGACCUCAAGAACAACGUCCGCACCGCAUUCGGCAACGGCCUGCGCCCCGAUGUGUGGAACGCCUUCAAGGCCCGCUUCGGCAUCGAGACUAUCGCCGAGUUCUACGCCGCCACCGAGGGCACAGCCGGCUCCUGGAACCUGUCGCGGAACGACUUCUCCCUCGGCGCCAUCGGUCGCGUCGGCGCCAUCUCCAGCAAGCUACUCGGCGGUCAAUCCGCCAUCGUCACCGUAGACUGGGAGAAGGAAGAGCCGUGGCGCGAUCCCAAGACCGGGCUGGGCAAGAAGGUCGCUGUCGGGGAGCCCGGGGAGCUCCUGCUCACCCUCGACGGCGCAGACAUCGAGAAGGGCUUCCAGGGCUACUUCAACAACAAGAAAGCCACCUCGGGCAAGGUCCUGCGCAGCGUUCUUGUCAAGGACGACGCAUUCUUCCGCACUGGCGAUGUCGUUCGCAAGGACUCGGAGGGGCGCACCUACUUCGUCGACCGCAUCGGCGACACUUUCCGCUGGAAGAGCGAGAACGUCUCCACCAACGAGGUCAGCGAGGUUAUGGGCUACCAUGCCGCUGUGCACGAGGCGAACGUCUAUGGUGUUGAGCUCCCCCACCACGACGGCCGCGCAGGCUGCGCUGCAGUGAUCCUUGCUGAGUCGCCGAGCGAACCCCUCAUGAAGAGCUUGGCGGAGCAUGUGAAAGCGCUGCCAAGGUUUGCGAUUCCGAUAUUCCUGAGAAUCACGGAUGGCGGCGGGCCGAUCACGGGGACGAAUAAGCAACAGAAGCAUACGCUACGGGCGGAGGGCGUGGAUCCAGAGAAGGUGGUUGGGGGGGAUCAGAUUUACUGGUUGAAAAAUGGGACGUAUACGCCGUUUACGAACAGGGAUUGGGAGGAGUUGAAUGGGGGAAGGGUGAAGUUGUAA